This is a messenger RNA of Maylandia zebra (zebra mbuna), 3620 nucleotides long. RefSeq names its product zinc finger, FYVE domain containing 21 (gene zfyve21). NCBI's taxonomy places the organism in Eukaryota, Metazoa, Chordata, Actinopteri, Cichliformes, Cichlidae. Gene Ontology annotation, molecular function: metal ion binding. The record is from RefSeq and is a predicted model, not a curated record.
UUUUAGGUAGAUGACUUUGCCCAGAGUGAAGUAACUGAAAACUGUGAUCAAGAACAGGGAGUUUGGGGAGAAAAACGGACAACUGCUAGAGAAAGGACUGCUGUGAAAACACAAGUGUGUCCAGAUGAGAGUUUUGUGGUCGAAGGAGACUCCGCUGAACACAGAGGAGAAACACACGCUGAAGGAAAAUGUCUUCAGUUCCUGACGGGAAGAAACUCAUCCGUAGUCCCAGCGGCCUUCGCAUGGUUCCGGAAAACGGCGCCUUUAGCAGUCCUUUCUCGCUGGACGAGCCGCAGUGGGUCCCGGACAAAGAGUGCCCCAGAUGUAUGCAGUGCGACACCAAGUUCGACUUCAUCAAAAGAAAGCACCACUGCCGGCGGUGCGGCCGGUGUUUCUGUGAUAAAUGCUGCAGUAAGAAAGUGCCGCUGCAACGCAUGUGUUUUGUUGAUCCGGUGCGGCAGUGCGCCGAGUGCAGCCUGGUCUCCCAGAAAGAGAUGGAGUUUUACGACAAGCAGCUCAAAGUGCUUCUGGGAGGAGGCACCUUUGUUGUCACUUUGGGAACGUCGGAGAAGUCUGAAACCAUGACGUGUCGCCUCUCCAACAAUCACAGAUAUCUGUUCCUCGAUGGUGAAAGCCACUUUGAGGUUGAGCUGUCUCGGAUCUCCAGCAUGCAGAUUUUGACAGAUGGGACAAGUCCAGGAGAGAAUGACAUUCACACUUACACCAGUCUACUGGACAGUCACUUUAUCUCUGAAGGAGGGUCAAGAGCCAGUGGAAUGCUACUCCAUUACAAGCCGAUGGGCUCUCAGGAUGUCCAGCAGCUCCGCAUGGAGGCAGCAGAUGAUAAGAAGGUGGCUUCAUUAUGGUUGUCUGCAAUGCACAAGGCAGCCAAACUGCUGUACGAAGCUCGAGACCAGUGAGGACCAGAAGCGAAGCUCCAGGCAGCACACACCCAAGUGUUUUGUACCCAUCUCGGUCGGGUUUGGUACCCUUUGGAUAUUAUUAACGCCACUUCCUCUUCUGCUUAUCUGUCCGAUUCCUCAUUGGUUCUUGAUACCAGUUCCAUUCAUGGUAAUUUUUGCAAAUGUUUGUAUGAAAAAUGACUUUUAUUACCUCUAUAACCAGUACUUUGUACAUAAUGUUUACCACAAGUACGCUGCUUGGACCUAUUUUUAAACUUUAAUUUUUUUUUUAAAAGAAUUUAUUUGACGUUGACUUCAUUUAAUCCUCUUUUGUUUUAAUUCAUAAAUCAGGGCAUGCAGCAUUAAUGUUUCGACUCAAAAAAUAUAACAAGAAGAAGAAGGUUUGUUCUUUUUUGCCAAUUUAAAAUUAUUUAUAGAAUUCAUUAGAUUUUAAUUUAAUUUUUUAAAACAUUAAACAUGUCACAAAAUGAGGCAUCGCACCUUUUUUAUAAACCACCUUCCAUGGUUGAAUUAUGGUGACAUUAUAACUUUGUUAUGCUGCUACAGGAGAAGUGAUGAAGUGUGUCCUUGCAGGUUUACUAGGUCACCUUAACAGAGCCAAGCAGGGACUUGGUCAUUGAACUGUCCGCAGUAGCCAGAUCUUCCACACAGAGCGUCAUCACAAGUAGUUUGAAGGACAAAUCCACCCUGAAAUCCUUUAUCGCAGACAGAAAAGCAGCUUUCUGUGAUGCUACCGGCACUUCAGGAUUCAGCUGUGCUGCAUUUCUGGUAAUCUCAUAAUAAGAAAAGGUGUGAACAAACACAGUUGUUCCUGAAAUGCCAAUAACAUCACAGACUUGCAUCCAAUGUAUAUGAAAGUAACAUUACAUGGUGGAUUUUUCCUUCAGUGACAGUUCCGUUUAAAUGUUGAAAGUUUAGGUGAAAUCUUCUUUUUCAGUUAUUAGCUGCUUCAAAUAUUCACAGUCGUACAUCUUUAGGCCUUUUUGUCUAAAAACUUCAACUUUUCACUGAUUCUAGUGAAGUAUACACACAAAUACAUAAAUGCUUUAAAUAUAGUUUCAUGCAUUAAAGUUUUGUACAAAAUAUAUUGCUGAAUACUCCUACUUUAGCACAAGCUGUGUAUGUAUUUGCAUAAUUUUUAAAGCUGAACAUAUGACUCUAGUUUUUGUAAUACUUGUAUAUUCCUUUUUGCCAUUACUCUAAAGCCCCCAAACAUUUUUUUAAUCUUUAUUUUUGUCAUUAUUGUGCAGACCAACAAACAGGAUGUCAGAUCUCAGCUAUCCAUCAGCCAUGUUGAAUUGACGGGUCUUUCAGUUAGCAGGUUGUUACUUAGUUAUUCUAAUCAAAGACAUGAUGGUUAAAGUGUUGAGCACAAGAAAACUAUAAUUUUCAUUUGCUUUGCAGACAAAUUUAUAUGCUAAAGUACUCUAUUUUUAAAGAAGAAGAAACUGAAAGAAGGUGAAACUAAAGGCUGUUUAGUAUGUGGCUUUAGUGUUCAUAGAAGCCCAGUUUUUACUGUUAAAACAGUUUAAAAUGGGGGUAGUUUGGGGAACUUUGGAUGAAGCUGUAUAAAAAUCAUUGUCUUAAAAACAUUUAUUAAGUAAUAAGCGUGAGCAUUGUGACACAAAGUCACAUUUUCAGGGGUAUGUCAUGGUCUUCAGCACAGCGGCAGAUACUUACUGUCAAACUUUGAGCAUAUAAUAAUAAUAACAGGUCGUCAUACUGUAGGCGGCGUAUAUACCGGAUGGCAAAUAAAUGAACUUCCUGUCAGGAGGAAAACCCUGGAAAUAGUCAGUAAAAUUAACUUUUAGGUUCUAUUUUUUUAAAUAAACUGUGUACUUCAUUCUACAUCUGAGUUAACGUGUCCGUUAAACGCACAGCAGCUCGUCAGCUGUUAAUGUUGUAGUACAGUUUGGUGCAGUUUUACAGGCAUCUGCGUGUCUUCCUUUUUCCCCAAGCUUGAGGAAAGAAAUUAAUGGUUUAAUAGAGCACAGAACGGGCUAACAUUUGGUGAAAUGUCUGACUCCCCCCUCCCCCCACUUUACCGCUUGUGAAAAUCGCAGUGAAAAAAAAUGUUCUCCACCCCAACACACACCCCUUUGUGACAAAGGUUAUUUUUAUACUCACCUGAGAAUUAAUGUUGCUGUUAUUUGGUUUCAUGUUCUUCGAAGAGACGAUAGUGAAGUGUUUGUUUGAGACAUUUGUGUGUUCCUGCUUUGAAGUAUUGUUGUACAUUGACAGGGUGUAAAGUUUUCCCAGUCAACAGUUGCUGGUGAUGAAAACGGGUGUUAAUGACUGCACAGUCUAGAACAAAAAUGAUCUUUAGUCAUGCAUUCCCCCCAGUACCGCAUGUUGCACACUAAUGGGAUAUUAUUUUUACUCCUGUGUUAAUUUUAUUUUAUUUUUUUUAAAUCUCAGUAACACUCUGAACUGAAACUAAUUGGUUCAAGUUUAAUCAGUUGAAAACAGAUGCACAUCUACAGACUUUUGUAUCGUUGGCUCAGUGUGCAGCUCUUUCUUUUAAAAUGUAAUGAUUUUAUUUUAAGUUUGCACUACAUUUAAAAUCACCAAGUCAGCCAGUGUUUGUAUCUGCACUUUAUGGCCACUUUUUCCCUAUCAAAUCUUUUAUUUUGCUCAAAAUGCUAAACUGCAUCCCUUCGAUGGAUUUUUCUUUUAAUAAAGUCCAGUGUUUUUAAA